CAUGUAGACAAUCUGGCAGCCAUGGUUCUCUCUCCUUCUUCCUCCUUACCACACCAACCCUCGAACCUUUCUUGAUGUGUAGGGCACACGUACGUGGACCAUUUAGCAACUACGUUCUGUGCGUGCGAGAAGUGCUUUUUGAAACGCAAUAGGCCAGUUCAGUUGUAGGGCAUGCUCCACAGCGGUAUGUAUGUGCACAUCAUGUGCUUGUAUAGUUGUUUCCACGCUUAUACAUAGCGAAUGAGAGGACGAGUUCACACACACAACCAAUCAGAUGUGCUUGUACGGCCCCUGUUUGACAUUUGUACAAAAGUCAAUGAAAAAGGCACAGCUCUCUCUCCUCUCCUCUCACACCCUCCAAAUCCAUCAUACCCCUUCCCUCCUCUCUAAAACCACUCUCUCUUUUUGUUUCAAAAAAUGCAAUGCCCUUUGCUUUUUUCUUCUUUUUCACUUUCUUUUUGGGUUAAAUUAAUAUAAAAUAUCAAUAUAAAUAAUUAACAAUUUACCAAGUCAGUGCUCCCCCAUUUCCUCUCACUACAAUCUAUCUAUUUCCAUGUCUAUGUCUAAGUCUCUGUUUGUGUCUGCGUCUCUCUCCUCCCCCUAGAUUUUACUUCCCAUCCAAAAGUCAGCGCCGUCCUUUGUGCCUCUCUUUCCUUCUCCAUGUCUUUCAUUUACCCAACUGCUUCCUCAAGAUUGGCCUAAAACAGUACAAGCAGCAGCAAAAGAACACAGAAAUAAGAUUAGGACUGGUGGGUUUGGUGAGAGUUUCAAGAAAUGGCAGAUGAUUGGGAUCUUUACGCUGUGGUGAGGAGUUGCAAAUCAGCCACCCACGCCACCACCACUAACACUUCCGCCGCCGGCGCACCCACAAAUCCCAUUACCCCACCCUCCGCGGAGGAAGAAUACUCUUUUUGGGAAUGGUUGAAAUCCGAGGAGGAAACUGACCCAUUAUUCUCUUUCCCCAAUCUCCUCGAGCCCAGAGCCAAUGCUUUCCAAGAGCUGCAACAGUUUUACGAACCCCUUUUGCCCAACCCCACCACCACCAACAAUCCCAGCACUAACAACAACACCUUUGUUCCUCCUAUUAUUCCAAAUUCCCCCAUUAUUUCUGACUUUGGAGGAUCUGCCAGUAGUGGCCAACAUCACCUACAACAGCAACAGCAUCAUUUUCUGCCAACCAACACCCCCGCGAGCCCUCAUUUCAACCCUGCCAUCUUUCCUCCUGGUUUUGGAGAAUUCCAUGGCCAACAACAGCCGCUUCUGCUACCCAAACCAGAGACUCAAAUUCUACCCCAACAGCUCCCAACGCAGCAGGGUUUUAUGAGGCCUCGGGCCAUGGUUCCCGCUCUUCCUCCUCCUCUUCCUCGUGCACCAUUCACCAUGCCAAUCAACUCCCCCCGGCCAAGAAAAAGGAAGUGUCAGCAGAAAAGACAGGUUUGUCAAGUAAGCGCAGAGAAUCUCUCCGCCGAUUUAUGGGCAUGGCGUAAGUACGGCCAAAAACCUAUCAAGGGUUCUCCUCAUCCAAGGAACUAUUACCGCUGCAGUAGCUCCAAAGGAUGUUCAGCGAGAAAACAAGUGGAGCGGAGCACGGCGGACCCCAACAUCUUCGUCGUCACAUACACAGGCGACCAUACUCACCCUCGUCCAACGCAUCGAAACUCCCUUGCUGGCAGCACCAGAAACAAGUUAUCAGCGAUGGCGGGUCAAAACCAGCCCAUCAACAAUGACUCCGGUUCACCACCAGCCCAAGCUGAUCAAGACGUUGUUGCCAAUAACGUCAAUUCUGACAAUUCACUUGACAAAGAAAAUGAGGAACUUGAUGAGGAUGAGGAGGAAAGGGAUGAGAACGAGAUCGAGGACGAGGACGUGGAGGAGGACGAUGUUCUGAUCCCGAACACAGCCAUGUCGGAUGAGAUAUUCUUGGGGCUGAAGCAAUUGGGUUGUACUAGUAGUGGUACCGAGGGUUCUCUGGCGGCAGGUGCUUCUGGUGAUACUUCGGAUCAAGAGCCGUCAAGUUUGGGGUCUUCUUGGGCUGCUGCUAAUCGUUCCUCUGCUGCCGGAGCCACCGUUGGCGGAGGCCGCUAGAGCAGACAAGUUACCGUUUGCGAAGGCUGAUAGGUUUUUGGUUUAAUCUUUUCUUACCGUGUUGGUUCUAUGAGAGAGAGGGGCGGGAGGGAUUCUUAUUAAAUUGUAUGUAAAUAGAUAUAGAAAAGAGUCCCUUCCUUCUUCAGCCUACAGGGAGUUUUCAGCUUUAUUUUUCUCUUGUUGUAAAUUGCGCAUAUAGAAGGUUUCUUUUUAAGGCUAAUUUGUUGCGGUGAUUGACAAAGAAAACUGUUUAUAACGAAUUUACGGACUUAUACCCUUUUCAUGUUAAACUUAUAUAUAUGUGGAGGAGGGAUGUGAUUAGUAA
Messenger RNA from Prunus persica (peach), 2410 nucleotides. Its product is annotated as probable WRKY transcription factor 27. NCBI's taxonomy places the organism in Eukaryota, Viridiplantae, Streptophyta, Magnoliopsida, Rosales, Rosaceae. Gene Ontology annotation, biological process: regulation of DNA-templated transcription. The record is from RefSeq and is a predicted model, not a curated record. Gene Ontology annotation, molecular function: DNA-binding transcription factor activity; transcription cis-regulatory region binding. Gene Ontology annotation, cellular component: nucleus.